Pogona vitticeps (central bearded dragon) is the source of this 3074-nucleotide messenger RNA. NCBI's taxonomy places the organism in Eukaryota, Metazoa, Chordata, Lepidosauria, Squamata, Agamidae. The record is from RefSeq and is a predicted model, not a curated record.
AGGGGGCCGUGUGUUCCGGUCAUGGUAGCCGUUCCCUUUGUCCCCACCCCUCACGGUCCCAAAAAUCUUUUCCUGGAACUGGGCAUCGUUCCUGAUCUCUUGGACCCUUCCUUUUCCAAGAAAUGAGCCGGGAAAUGCCCCCAAACGAACCUCCGGAUGGGAGGCAGGUGGAGCCGGAUGCCUCCAAGGCAGAAGGAAGCCGCAAGACAGUCCAGCAAGAAGUCCAGCCAUAUGAUGAUUCCGGCUGCCUUGAGUUUGAGAAAUUUGGAGAGGGUGGAAACCGAGGAGUGCUGGGCGCUGCUCUUCCGACUUCUGGCUUGUCUAUGGUGCAGCCAGCUGCAGAGACUUCUGAAGAAUUAGCCAUGAUUGAUGAGCUGAUUAAAGAAGAUGGCUUUGAGACCAGCAUCGCGUCCCUUCAGGCCAAGGUCCCCCUGAAUGGGCCGUCCAAGCUGAUCUCCAGAUGCUCCAUCUUAGGCUCCCCCACCAGGAUGCAAAGACUGGCCGAGCCGCCGGGAAUGAGCCUCCCGCCGCUGGGCUUGGAAGCCUACGGGCCCCGCUGCCUGGCAGCUUCCCACCCGGCUCGGGAGCCUCCGGCCGCCCAGCUCACCCAGAACCUGACAAACUUGACGCUGCAACCCGAGUUGAUCCCCAGGGGGGCCCCGCUGCCUUUCCUGCCCGGCGCCCGAUGCGCCGACCCUCCGUGGCCGCCCUCCCUCCCUGCGGUGCCUUCCGUGGUGGUCCAGGAGCAGCUGGACAGCAUCGUUCUCGAAGUCCCCAAGCUGGUGAUCACGGAGCAGCCCAAACAACGAGGGAUGCGCUUUCGGUACCAGUGCGAAGGCCGGUCGGCCGGAAGCAUCUUAGGCGAAAACAGCACCGAAACCAACAAAACUCUCCCUACCAUUGAGCUCCAGAACUGCACCGGCAUCCCCGAAAUCAAGGUGACCGCCUGUUUGGUGUGGAAGGACUGGCCCUACCGCAUCCACCCCCACAGUCUGGUGGGGAAAGACUGCAGUAACGGCCUCUGUGAAGUGAUACUGAAGCCCCGGAUUAACCCUAAGCACAGUUUUAACAACCUCGGGAUCCAGUGUGUGAAGAAGAAAGAUAUAGAAGAAUCCAUAGAGAAAAAACUGCAGCUUGGAAUCGAUCCUUUCAAUGCCGGCUCAUUAAAAAACCACCAGGAGGUCGACAUGAAUGUGGUGCGGAUUUGCUUUUUGGCUUCUUACCAGGAUUGCAAAGGAAAGAUGCAUCAUCUCAGCCCGGUCCUCUCUGAACCCAUCUUUGACAAGAAAUCAACAAAUACUUCAGAACUAAAAAUCUACCGGAUGAAUAAGGAAUGCGGCAGCUGUACAGGCGGAGAAGAGUUCUAUUUAUUAUGUGACAAAGUCCAAAAAGAAGACAUCUCCAUCAUCUUCCGGAAGGAGGCAUGGGAAGGCAAAGCCGAUUUUUCCCAAGCCGACGUUCACCGGCAGAUCGCCAUCGUCUUCAAGACGCCGCCGUACCAACACCUCGACAUCACCGAGCCCGUGGAGGUGGAGGUGUACCUGCGGCGCUUGACGGACAGCGUCUCCAGCGAACCGUUCAGCUUCACUUAUCUGCCCAAGGAUGACGACACGUAUCGGGUCAACAAAAAGAGGAAACAGGGUAUGCCUGACGUCUUGGAGGAACUCUCUGGACCAGAUCCUCAUGGGAUUGAAGUCAAAAGGAAGAAAAAGAAGCCCGGGUACAUGGAUCACUUCAACUUGAUGCCUUUGACAGCUCACCGCUCGUCCAGUCCCGAAGACAGACAUUUCCUGGCCAGCUUAGAGCGCAUCAGUGUGCCGGACCUGUUCGAGGACUACAGCUUGGUCCAAGACUUGGCUUCCUACGGCGGCCCCAGCCUGAGCGACGUCCUGCUGCCGUCCCUCAUGGAUUUCCCCAGCGCUCCGGAGCAGGAGUUUUUGCUCGACGCGUAUUCCUUCCAUUCCGGCAUCUCGGCGCCUUCCUCUGGGGAGUGCGAGGCGGAGGGCACCGCCAGCCUGGUGGGGAGCAGCAUGUUUCCGAACCAGUACAAAGAAGCCGCCGCACACCUGGAAGUGGAGGCCGAGCAGACCGCCACGGGACACGGGCCAGCCUUGUGAAGGAAUGGGUGCUUUGGCCUUUGAGGAGAAAGACUGAGCCCUCCGUUCCUUUGGGGUGGGGGAAAGAAAAGCAAAGGAAGAUAUUUUCCCCCCUAUGCCCACAGAAGUGACGGGAAAGGGUACUUUGAUAUGAUCAAGGUUGCUCAGAGGGCCUUCCGUCCAGGAGAUGGGUUGAGAGAUGCAACAGCUAAAGGGUUGCACUUGGUGCUGAAUGAGGUCACUGGCCCAAGAGACCUGUGUCUCUCUUCCACAGUUUUCUCUCUCUCUAAAAUCAGGCUGGCGGUACUGACCAAUUAGUUAUGAAGGAUGUGCGCAUGGGCAGAAAUGCACCAGUGAAUGUACUGUUAAUAUUGUGGCAGAGAAGAAACCCAGUCUCCUUACCUGAUGCAUGCUCAACGGAUAUUUGCAUUUGCUGUUGAAUAUUGUAGGACUGCAGCAUCCGGGGCAGGGGGGAGGGAGAUUGGUUCCAAGCCCCCAAUGGAUGUCAACAAACAUGGAACAUUGAACGCUAUAUGUACUGUACUGUACAUUGCAUGGUCUCUGGCUCCCUCUAGUGGCCGGUUCUGGUAAAUACACCCUGGAAAUACAUAUUUCUGGGGUUUUUUAAUUUUGUAUUUUCAGGCAGCGGAUAAGUGAAUCAGUGGGUAAUGAUUCCGCAGAUAGAAGGGUUCUACUACAUUUUGACCUGCAUUGCUUAUCUAACCUAUCCCAAGCCUACAGACUCGGUGAGGACAGUUUAGAUUGGAAGAGCUGGGGGCCAAUCAUCCCCAUAUAGACUGUUCAAAACUUGGGGGAUUAUGGGAAUUGUAGUCUUAAAUUUCCAAGCUCCUGUGAUAUUUUACCUUCCUUUCAAUGAAUGUAUGAAGUCAUCCGAUAUACGAAGCUGGUUUACGCUAAUCAAAGCCUGUGAUUUAGUCUUGCACUAUUGGAAUACAGCUCUCCCAUGAGUUUAUUUAA